UAAAAAUAAUCUCUUGCGUACUCUGAUCCUCCACAGAGAGGCGUUUACUUCCCACCUAGGUUUCUCUCAUCUUUACAUUCACUUGUUUGUACGCAUCAAUUUCUUUUUCGUUUUCUACUUUCCAUUCUCUUUCAUAUUUCGUAAACCUAGAUCCAUCACAAGUUUUUUCUAUUUCUUUCUUUUUUUAUGUUUUGAGUUUUGCGUUUUAUUUAGUGAUUUCAGUACUUGAUUUAGCAAAUAUUUGAAAUUAUUGAAUGAAUCUCGUGUCUUUCUGUGAGCGAAUCUUUGUAGAAUGCGUGAUUUUGAUGUGAUUAACAUUGUGAUUAGUGGUGUAAUUUCUGUUGCAGGUGAAGUUGGGAACUGACUGCAAGCUUGCACUUAUAUUCAGAUUGGUUGAUACAUUGUUACAACCUACUUACAGUGAAUAGGACUAAAGAUGGAGCUGAAUAACAUUAAGGAUGCAUUUGAUCGUGUUGCAAAGAAACAAAAGCUGUCCUGUUCUAAAACCCAAGAAGUGAUUGAAAAACUUAUCGAAGAAAUAGGAAAGGCAUUAGAAACAAUAAAGACAUCCUCACAACUAGAUGAUAGGUAUGUCCUCACUGAACUUAAGAAAAAGUUGCAAGAACUUGCUCCCCUCAGUCAACUGGAAGGCACACAGAAGGAACUGAACAUAGCACUGAGCAAGUACACGAAAGUUCUGGAGAAAUCCUUCAACCCAGAUAUAUCCAAGGCUUACAGGAAUGUUGAAUUUGAUAGUCAGACAGUUAACCAAAUAAUUGCAAACCAUUUCUAUCGACAGGGUUUGUUUGACGUUGGUGACUGCUUCAUAAGUGAGACCGAGGGAUCAGAAAGUGGUGCUGCUAUGAAAUCCAUUUUCCAGGAUAUGUAUGAGAUUCUUGAAGCCAUGAGGAGUUGGAACCUAGAGCCUGCACUAAAAUGGGCAGCUGCAAAUUCCGAUAAGCUCAAAGAAAAUGGGUCAGACCUUCAGCUUAAACUUCACAGCUUGCAGUUUGUGGAAUUAUUACGAAGUGGAAGCAGAGAUGAAGCUCUCAAGUAUGCAAGAGCCUUUCUGGCUCCUUUCGCUUCAAACCGUGUGACUGAGAUCCAGAAGCUGAUGGCCUGCCUCGUCUGGGCUAGAAAGCUUGACAGUUGCCCAUACCCACAAUUGUUAUCCCCAAGCAAUUGGGUUUUAGUGGCAGAAGAGCUAACUAGGCAAUUCUGCAAUCUUGUUGGACAGUCUUAUGAAAGCCCAUUGAGUGUGACGAUAGGUGCAGGGGUUCAAGCUUUGCCACCACUUGUGAAGUUUAUGACUGUGAUGGCAGGGAAGAGGCAAGAAUGGCAAUCGAUGAAGCAGUUGCCUGUACCAGUCGAAUUGGAUAAGGAGUUUCAGUUCCAUUCCAUAUUUGUGUGUCCGGUGUCAAAGGAGCAAUCGACGGAAGAAAAUCCACCAAUGAUGAUGUCUUGUGGGCACGUGCUUUGCAGGCAGUCUAUUAACAAGAUGUCGAAGAACAACACAAGAACUUUCAAGUGCCCAUACUGUCCAUCAGAUAUCGAUGCUUCACACUGUACACAGCUGUAUUUCUAAUGAAUACCCAAAUAUGUACACUGGGUUUGUAUUUAACUGUCUUUCUCUCCAUCUCGAACAAACACUUGUAGUUUGGAAGGAACUUGUGUUGUGUUGUGUUGUGUGGUGGUGACACAAGUUGGUCUGGUCUGGUCUGUUGUACACUGUUAGUUUAUGCAUUUGUUGUAUAUAGAAAUUCUUUCUUCAAAUUCAUCUUCUUUUGGUA
This is a messenger RNA of Pistacia vera, 1790 nucleotides long. RefSeq names its product protein RMD5 homolog. Gene Ontology annotation, cellular component: cytoplasm; GID complex; nucleus. The coding region runs from base 437 to 1585 and encodes 382 amino acids. The record is from RefSeq and is a predicted model, not a curated record. Gene Ontology annotation, biological process: proteasome-mediated ubiquitin-dependent protein catabolic process. Lineage: Eukaryota; Viridiplantae; Streptophyta; Magnoliopsida; Sapindales; Anacardiaceae. The transcript is spliced from 2 exons. Gene Ontology annotation, molecular function: ubiquitin protein ligase activity; protein binding.